AUGAACUUCAUACAAAAUGAGAGAAGUUUCAGAACUAGCACGACAACGGAGCCAACCUCGACUUCGACUGUCACUAGUACCACGACUGAGCCAACGUCCACGACAACGGCUACUAGCACGACAACCGAGCCAACCUCGACUACGACUGCCACUAGUACCACGACUGAGCCAACGUCCACGACAACGGCUACUAGCACGACAACCGAGCCAACCUCGACUACGACUGCCACUAGUACCACGACUGAGCCAACGUCCACGACCACGGCCACUAGCACGACAACCGAGCCAACCUCGACUACGACUGCCACUAGUACCACGACUGAGCCAACGUCCACGACAACGGCUACUAGCACGACAACGGCUACUAGCACGACAACCGAGCCAACCUCGACUACGACUGCCACUAGUACCACGACUGAGCCAACGUCCACGACCACGGCCACUAGCACGACAACCGAGCCAACCUCGACUACGACUGCCACUAGUACCACGACUGAGCCAACGUCCACGACCACGGCCACUAGCACGACAACCGAGCCAACCUCGACUACGACUGCCACUAGUACCACGACUGAGCCAACGUCCACGACCACGGCCACUAGCACGACAACCGAGCCAACCUCGACUACGACUGCCACUAGUACCACGACUGAGCCAACGUCCACGACCACGGCCACUAGCACGACAACCGAGCCAACCUCGACUACGACUGCCACUAGUACCACGACUGAGCCAACGUCCACGACAACGGCUACUAGCACGACAACGGCUACUAGCACGACAACCGAGCCAACUUCGACUACGACUGUCACUAGUACCACGACUGAGCCAACGUCCACGACCACGGCCACUAGCACGACAACGGAGCCGACCUCGACUACGACUGCCACUAGUACCACGACUGAGCCAACGUCCACGACCACGGCCACUAGCACGACAACCGAGCCAACCUCGACUACGACUGCCACUAGUACCACGACUGAGCCAACGUCCACGACCACGGCCACUAGCACGACAACCGAGCCAACUUCGACUACGACUGCCACUAGUACCACGACUGAGCCAACGUCCACGACAACGGCUACUAGCACGACAACGGCUACUAGCACGACAACCGAGCCAACCUCGACUACGACUGCCACUAGUACCACGACUGAGCCAACGUCCACGACCACGGCCACUAGCACGACAACGGAGCCGACCUCGACUACGACUGCCACUAGUACCACGACUGAGCCAACGUCCACGACAACGGCUACUAGCACGACAACCGAGCCAACCUCGACUACGACUGCCACUAGUACCACGACUGAGCCAACGUCCACGACAACGGCCACUAGCACGACAACCGAGCCAACCUCGACUACGACUGCCACUAGUACCACGACUGAGCCAACGUCCACGACAACGGCCACUAGCACGACAACCGAGCCAACCUCGACUACGACUGCCACUAGUACCACGACUGAGCCAACGUCCACGACAACGGCUACUAGCACGACAACCGAGCCAACUUCGACUACGACUGCCACUAGUACCACGACUGAGCCAACGUCCACGACAACGGCUACUAGCACGACAACGGCCACUAGCACGACAACCGAGCCAACCUCGACUACGACUGCCACUAGUACCACGACUGAGCCAACGUCCACGACAACGGCCACUAGCACGACAACCGAGCCAACCUCGACUACGACUGCCACUAGUACCACGACUGAGCCAACGUCCACGACAACGGCUACUAGCACGACAACCGAGCCAACCUCGACUUCGACUGUCACUAGUACCACGACUGAGCCAACGUCCACGACCACGGCCACUAGCACGACAACCGAGCCAACUUCGACUACGACUGCCACUAGUACCACGACUGAGCCAACGUCCACGACAACGGCUACUAGCACGACAACGGCCACUAGCACGACAACCGAGCCAACCUCGACUACGACUGCCACUAGUACCACGACUGAGCCAACGUCCACGACCACGGCCACUAGCACGACAACCGAGCCAACCUCGACUACGACUGCCACUAGUACCACGACUGAGCCAACGUCCACGACAACGGCCACUAGCACGACAACGGCCACUAGCACGACAACCGAGCCAACCUCGACUACGACUGCCACUAGUACCACGACUGAGCCAACGUCCACGACCACGGCCACUAGCACGACAACCGAGCCAACCUCGACUACGACUGCCACUAGUACCACGACUGAGCCAACGUCCACGACCACGGCCACUAGCACGACAACCGAGCCAACCUCGACUACGACUGCCACUAGUACCACGACUGAGCCAACGUCCACGACCACGGCCACUAGCACGACAACCGAGCCAACUUCGACUACGACUGCCACUAGUACCACGACUGAGCCAACGUCCACGACAACGGCUACUAGCACGACAACGGCUACUAGCACGACAACCGAGCCAACCUCGACUACGACUGCCACUAGUACCACGACUGAGCCAACGUCCACGACAACGGCCACUAGCACGACAACGGAGCCAACCUCGACUACGACUGCCACUAGUACCACGACUGAGCCAACGUCCACGACAACGGCCACUAGCACGACAACCGAGCCAACCUCGACUACGACUGCCACUAGUACCACGACUGAGCCAACGUCCACGACAACGGCUACUAGCACGACAACCGAGCCAACCUCGACUACGACUGCCACUAGUACCACGACUGAGCCAACGUCCACGACCACGGCCACUAGCACGACAACCGAGCCAACCUCGACUACGACUGCCACUAGUACCACGACUGAGCCAACGUCCACGACAACGGCUACUAGCACGACAACGGCUACUAGCACGACAACCGAGCCAACCUCGACUACGACUGCCACUAGUACCACGACUGAGCCAACGUCCACGACAACGGCUACUAGCACGACAACCGAGCCAACCUCGACUACGACUGUCACUAGUACCACGACUGAGCCAACGUCCACGACAACGGCCACUAGCACGACAACGGCCACUAGCACGACAACCGAGCCAACCUCGACUACGACUGCCACUAGUACCACGACUGAGCCAACGUCCACGACCACGGCCACUAGCACGACAACCGAGCCAACCUCGACUACGACUGCCACUAGUACCACGACUGAGCCAACGUCCACGACAACGGCUACUAGCCACUAGCACGACAACCGAGCCAACCUCGACUACGACUGCCACUAGUACCACGACUGAGCCAACGUCCACGACAACGGCUACUAGCACGACAACCGAGCCAACCUCGACUUCGACUGCCACUAGUACCACGACUGAGCCAACGUCCACGACAACGGCUACUAGCACGACAACGGCUACUAGCACGACAACCGAGCCAACCUCGACUUCGACUGCCACUAGUACCACGACUGAGCCAACGUCCACGACAACGGCCACUAGCACGACAACCGAGCCAACCUCGACUACGACUGCCACUAGUACCACGACUGAGCCAACGUCCACGACAACGGCCACUAGCACGACAACCGAGCCAACCUCGACUACGACUGCCACUAGUACCACGACUGAGCCAACGUCCACGACCACGGCCACUAGCACGACAACCGAGCCAACUUCGACUACGACUGCCACUAGUACCACGACUGAGCCAACGUCCACGACCACGGCCACUAGCACGACAACCGAGCCAACCUCGACUACGACUGCCACUAGUACCACGACUGAGCCAACGUCCACGACCACGGCCACUAGCACGACAACCGAGCCAACCUCGACUACGACUGCCACUAGUACCACGACUGAGCCAACGUCCACGACCACGGCCACUAGCACGACAACCGAGCCAACCUCGACUACGACUGCCACUAGUACCACGACUGAGCCAACGUCCACGACAACGGCCACUAGCACGACAACGGCUACUAGCACGACAACCGAGCCAACCUCGACUACGACUGCCACUAGUACCACGACUGAGCCAACGUCCACGACCACGGCCACUAGCACGACAACCGAGCCAACUUCGACUACGACUGCCACUAGUACCACGACUGAGCCAACGUCCACGACAACGGCUACUAGCACGACAACGGCUACUAGCACGACAACCGAGCCAACCUCGACUUCGACUGUCACUAGUACCACGACUGAGCCAACGUCCACGACCACGGCCACUAGCACGACAACCGAGCCAACCUCGACUACGACUGCCACUAGUACCACGACUGAGCCAACGUCCACGACCACGGCCACUAGCACGACAACCGAGCCAACUUCGACUACGACUGCCACUAGUACCACGACUGAGCCAACGUCCACGACAACGGCUACUAGCACGACAACGGCUACUAGCACGACAACCGAGCCAACCUCGACUUCGACUGUCACUAGUACCACGACUGAGCCAACGUCCACGACCACGGCCACUAGCACGACAACGGAGCCGACCUCGACUACGACUGCCACUAGUACCACGACUGAGCCAACGUCCACGACCACGGCCACUAGCACGACAACCGAGCCAACCUCGACUACGACUGCCACUAGUACCACGACUGAGCCAACGUCCACGACCACGGCCACUAGCACGACAACCGAGCCAACCUCGACUACGACUGCCACUAGUACCACGACUGAGCCAACGUCCACGACCACGGCCACUAGCACGACAACCGAGCCAACCUCGACUACGACUGCCACUAGUACCACGACUGAGCCAACGUCCACGACCACGGCCACUAGCACGACAACCGAGCCAACCUCGACUACGACUGCCACUAGUACCACGACUGAGCCAACGUCCACGACAACGGCUACUAGCACGACAACGGCUACUAGCACGACAACCGAGCCAACCUCGACUUCGACUGUCACUAGUACCACGACUGAGCCAACGUCCACGACCACGGCCACUAGCACGACAACGGAGCCGACCUCGACUACGACUGCCACUAGUACCACGACUGAGCCAACGUCCACGACCACGGCCACUAGCACGACAACCGAGCCAACCUCGACUACGACUGCCACUAGUACCACGACUGAGCCAACGUCCACGACCACGGCCACUAGCACGACAACCGAGCCAACCUCGACUACGACUGCCACUAGUACCACGACUGAGCCAACGUCCACGACCACGGCCACUAGCACGACAACCGAGCCGACCUCGACUACGACUGCCACUAGUACCACGACUGAGCCAACGUCCACGACCACGGCCACUAGCACGACAACCGAGCCAACCUCGACUACGACUGCCACUAGUACCACGACUGAGCCAACGUCCACGACAACGGCUACUAGCACGACAACGGCUACUAGCACGACAACCGAGCCAACCUCGACUUCGACUGUCACUAGUACCACGACUGAGCCAACGUCCACGACCACGGCCACUAGCACGACAACCGAGCCAACCUCGACUACGACUGCCACUAGUACCACGACUGAGCCAACGUCCACGACAACGGCUACUAGCACGACAACGGCCACUAGCACGACAACCGAGCCAACCUCGACUACGACUGCCACUAGUACCACGACUGAGCCAACGUCCACGACAACGGCUACUAGCACGACAACGGCCACUAGCACGACAACCGAGCCAACCUCGACUACGACUGCCACUAGUACCACGACUGAGCCAACGUCCACGACAACGGCUACUAGCACGACAACCGAGCCAACCUCGACUUCGACUGUCACUAGUACCACGACUGAGCCAACGUCCACGACCACGGCCACUAGCACGACAACGGAGCCGACCUCGACUACGACUGCCACUAGUACCACGACUGAGCCAACGUCCACGACAACGGCUACUAGCACGACAACGGCCACUAGCACGACAACCGAGCCAACCUCGACUACGACUGUCACUAGUACCACGACUGAGCUAACGUCCACGACAACUGCGACAAGUUAGUAGAAAUUCUUCAAUUUCUCGGAGUCUCUUACGAAAGGUGUCUCGCUUUUGUUCUCGAUGAGUACUUGAGCUCUUCGAGCUGCUUUUCGGUGUUGUUCAUAAAGUAAACAAAGAAGGAAAUUUUUUACGUGAGCGAGUUGAGAACUUCUAAAGUUGCAAAUGUAAGCGAAUGAUUUUGCAGCGUCGCUGGGUACGACAACAAGAGCAGAAUGUUGUCCUACCAACGGACUUUGGUCCGAAUGGGUUGCCGACGCUCCCUGUGCCGGCACAUGUGGGUCCUGUGCUCAGCAGGUCUUCCGACGCUCCUGCCUCUCUGAUCCAAAUGGGUGUCCUUGCACGUUCGUUCAUUAAAAUCUUCAAAAACAAUAGUCCUGUGGCGAAAUUUUGACUCUAACAACCUCACGACUCUGAAAAAAGAACGAAAUUCAGUGGCGACACCGUUAAAGUACGCAAUUGUAACAUUGGGGUUUGUUUCUUCCCCGCGGACUCCUGCUGCAAGAACUACACGGCGACCGUCAUUGGAUCUCAGCACGUCUGCGGACCUCAGGUAACCGGAGAACUCCUCAGGUUCGACACUAUUUCAUUCGAAUUCAGCCAGUUUAUCCGGCUGAACCGGCUGCCGACACCAGCUGCUGUCCGCCUGGUGGAUUCUGGGCCGCUUGGUCCGAAUGGUCUAGUUGUACCGGCGGUACUUGUGGAAAAGUAAGUUUCGAAUGUUUGAUUCAAAACUUGACUAAAUAUUUUUCACUUUUAUGUGUAACUGAGAUUGAUUUUUUCAGUGCGGAGGAUCUGCUUCGAGAACUCGUAGCUGCGCCUCGUCGAGCUACGGCUGCUCCUGCUCAGGUUCUGCCACCGAAACAACCAACUGUCGUACUCUCGCCACCUGGAACGAAUGGACGGUUUGAACUUUUAGAAAAAUCAGUUUGAUUCUUGCCAUUUUUAGGUUUCUCCAAACUCGCAGGUCUGUAACGGCUCGAGCUGUGGCUCUUGCCAGCAAGUCAUCUACACAAGAACUUGCAAUACCAACGCCGGCUGCUUCUGCAUGUAAGCGAAUCAGAAAAAGAGUUUCUUAACUUGUGCUAGGGGACCUGACACGAAGACAGGAAUCUGCAACACUGCUCCUUGCAACGGUACGACCUGCUGCUCUGGCUACACUCUGCAGAAAGACGCCGGCAAUUUGGCUUUCUGUGCGCCUUUGGUGUGCCUUUCUGUUUUUUACAGUCCCUGAACAAGAGUUUCCUAGGCGACCCCAGCCUCAACUACCACACUGUUGACCUGUGACGGUACCACGCCAGCUUGCUGCGUCAUCGGCGGGGUUUGGUCCGAAUGGUCGAGCGGCGGUUCUUGCAACGACAAUUGCGGAAACUGUGGAACAACCACUAGAACCAGGAUUUGCCUCUCAGAAGACAAUGGAUGCAGUUGCGCGUGAGUCUCUCUUUUUUUUUCCAGAAUUUCAUAAAUUGAACGUCUUCUAUCAAUUUUUUUUUUGAAGCUCAGGUUUUUUUUUUCGGCUUUGACAGAGAGAUGUAAAUAAUAACUUUAAUAAAAAAACGAAAUUUUUUUCAAAUUAGAGUAUGCAGUUUGGCGUUCAAGUGCAGUUUAUUGCAUUUUUAAGCGGAAAUUUUUUUCAAAGUUUCCCCUUUUCUAAUAUUUUAUCUUGCUCUUCAAUUUUUCGAUUCAGCUGGUUCAAAAAUUUAUUCUUGCCAAAAAUUUGAGAAUUGUUAAAAAAAUAAUCUUGUUUUCUGUUUUCAACCUUCAAAAAAAGUUUCCCUCGAAAAAAACUUAUCUACCUUAAAGGAAAAAUUAGUUAGAAAGAUAUUUUCCUCUAAUUCAAAACUUUUUUGCUUACAUCUCUUGUUAUUUUUUCCGCUUCUAUGAAUUUCUGUGAUCUUAAAGUUUUAUAGGGGUUAAGUUCUAGAGAAAAGUUCAAAUAAAGACUUCAAAAAACGCUUGUUCUGUCAAAAAUUAGCGUUAACGGUUUCAUGCCAACUGAAAAUUUCUGAGAGGAGACUUUUAUUCUUUUCGAAACUCUCUUUUCAAACGCUUGACUUUUUUCAGUUAUAUUACUAAAUUUCAGUGGAUCGACGACGAAACAAUCAGAAUGUGCGCCAUCAUUGUGCUUGUUCCCAAGACAAACUUGCUGCGGAAACCGUACCAAACAAAUCACUUCCAGCAACACCUUCCAGUGCUCGUCAGCGGUAAGAUUCCGCGCUUGUUGUACCGUGUUCAGUUCCGCGAUAUGGAAAAAAGGAAAAAGAUAACUACGUUUUCGAUAGUCAGAGAUAAUUUUGAAUUUUGCAUAAACCAUUUUGCAAACGGUAUUGGUCGAAUAUCCACUCACGGCGUUCUGCGUAGUCGAAGAAAAUAUAAAGUUUUGUAAACGCGGAAUGGCUUUGAAAUAUUGAUCCACGUAGAAUUACGGUAGAAAGUUUGCUUGUUUAUCUCAGUUAUAUCUAUUUUUUUGUUUCCAUUUCACGGUGAAACUGUUUCCUUGCGCCAGAAAAAAUGUGAGGCAAUUCCUUAUUGUUUAACUUUUAAAUUCAACGCUCGGUUUUGACGGAAUUUCCCUUCAACAGCUGGAAAAUGCUUUCCGCGACAUUUUCAGUGACAAAUUCGAUUGUUUUCUCAUUGAAUCGUGUGUUCAGGACGACAGGGACACGCCGCCAUCAGCGCUCUGCGAGACGGGCUGCUGCCCUCCGGCUGGAGGUUACUGGUCGGAAUGGUCGACCGGAAACGCUUGCCCCACGAGCUGCGGAUCUUGCUCGAAGAAAACUCAGAAGCGUACCUGUCUCUCGCCAGCAAGUUGCCCUUGCAGGUGAGUUUUUCUCAUCUCAAAUGCGCUCCAACGAACUUUCUGUCUUAUUAGGUAAUUUUCCGCGGAAAAAGAAAUUGUCAAGUUCAGUACAAUCUUUGAAUUCAAAACUAGGAUGGUGAACUAAACACUUUCCGAGCGUCUGCGUCUCUCUGUUCCCUCACCGACGAGGUCAGAGAAACAGAAAAAUAGCACGUCUAAAUGAGAGUGUUGCCGAGAGAAGAGUAGAGAAAAAAAGCAGUUUUAAGUCCCCAAAAACAGUUUACAAUGUCUUCAAAUUUUUAUGCAAUAACUAACAGAACGCUAUGUUUAAAAAAAAAUACUUUUUCUAUCGCAUUGGAGUCCGCAAGUUGAACAUUGAAGAAAUGCCGUACCUUAAAAGUUACCAUUGGAAAAGAUAGAUAACCAUAUUUCGUUCAAAAAUCACCGUAAAACCACCAAAUCAACAAUAUUGCAGAGGAAACGCGACGCGUGACGUCUACUGCGGAAUCGGCGUCUGCUUCUUCCCCGCCGAUUCCUGCUGCGCCGGUUUCUCGGCCACUGUCAAUGGCUCUCAGCACAUUUGCGGACCUCAGGUGAAACAGAAACAACUACAAAUAGGACUUUGGCCCAAUCUGUGAAUGAAUUCUCACUAUUAAUACAAUUUUCCCCCACGAACCGCUCACAAACACGAUUCAGCCCAACUACACGACCCCGUACGCUGUGUACGAUCCGUUCUGCAACAACACGUGCUGUCCUGAAACAGGAACCUGGUCGGAUUGGACCAGCACGCCGACCCAGUGCCGCGACUACUGCGGAUCCUGCGGCAACAUCACUCAGACCAGAACUUGCCUCUCCGACGCCGACGGCUGCCCUUGCACGUAAUCCUGACCUUCCGAAUCCUUCGAAUCAAGUCGAAUACGUUCAGAGGAAUCUCCUCCUUCACUAAAACUUGCGGCGAGAACGUCUGCUUCUUCCCGAGGAACAGCUGCUGUCCCGGCUUCAAUGCGACCGUCUUGGGUAAUCAGCAUGUCUGCGGACCGGUGGUGAGAGAAGAAAGCUGGGGACAGGUGAAAUAAAAAGCAUUCAGAUGACGGCUCCAAAUGAGACGGAUUCCCUCAACACUUGCGGAGUUACUUGCUGUCCGGCUCAAGGUUGAAUGAAGGAAAAUUCGAAAAAACUAUGAGUUUGACGUUCAGGAAUUUGGGGAGAAUGGGUGACGACGAUGGAGUGUAAUGACACGUGCGGUUCUUGCGGAACCACGUCCAAGGCGAGGAAAUGUCUCUCCACCCGCUAUGGAUGUCCUUGCACGUAAGUAGCUCGGAUCGAUAUAUUCUCGAGUAUUUGUGGGUUCGGAUAGUAUUCCUGUCCUGCUGAAUCUUCUAAUUUUGAAAUAAACAAUAGCUUCGAAAAUCUCAUUUGUGAUAAAAGAAAUAUUUUUGAAUUUCUUGAAACCAGGAUAUUUUUGCACUAAAGUCGAGAGCGUUCUCUCUAAUUUUUGAGGGAUCUCUUUAAAAAAAGGGUCCGCAAUUCAGUGGCUCGAACACGCUGACGACGAGCUGCGCCAUCGCCGUCUGCCUCUUCCCGAGAACUUCCUGCUGCCCUGGCUUCACCAAGAUGAUCAACACCACCGCCAAGAUCUUCUACUGCGGACCAGCGCCAGUUGAUCCGCCAUUCAACCCUCAACAGACGACUUGCUGCGAUCCUGGUGCGUCUAGGAUAUAAUCGAAUCUGUCAAAUCGGAUCUUUUUCAGAAGGAACCGGCCUUUGGAACAGCUGGAAGACGUGGUCGACUUGCACGGCGACCUGCGGCUUGUGCGGAACUCAGACCAGAAACAGAACCUGCGCUUCCGCCGCCUACGGUUGUCCUUGCACGUUAGUCAUUCUGAAGGAGGACCGAGAGAGAAAAGAUGAUUUUCCAGAGGGGAUUCUCAACAAUCGCAACGCUGCGGCUCUCCUACGUGCAAUGGAACGGCGGCUUGUUGCGCUCCUUCCAAUAUCGCGACCGGUUACGACGGAGCCAAGUAUUGCCAAGCUCAGCCGGUAAGAGAAACUCAGGAACAGCUUCGCAGGAAGUCAAAAGCUGAGCUUCUGAAUCAAACUAAUAAAAAAAACAAAUGCGCCAUAAUUUUUGAGAAUAGGCAUGAAAUUUAAAAAAAAGACCUUCUCUUAUAAUAACAUAAUAUUUGUUAAUACGUUGUUGAGGUCAUAUAAACUUCAACCAGAAACAAAAUAUGGCAGAAAAUAAUUCUGACGCCACUUUCUCAGGUGGAACAAUGCCCGGGAACCUGGACAGAAUGGGCCCCAGUAGCUGGAUCUACUUGCAAUGACACUUGCGGAAUGUGCGGCGUCAUCCCUAUCUACAGAUAUUGUUUCCCCUCGGGUUGCCAGUGCAGGUAAAAAAAAAACAAUCCAUCGAUUGAAAUCAACCAACAAAUCGAUAACUUCCAGUGGAGCGUUCACGUCGCAGCAGGCCUGCGGCAGUGCGGUCUGCCUCUUCCCGAGAACUUCCUGCUGUGCUCCAGCCACCAAGAAGAUCGUCAACAAGACCUUCGUCUGCGCCUUCUAA
This is a messenger RNA of Caenorhabditis auriculariae, 11271 nucleotides long. The record is from the annotation of a GenBank genome assembly. NCBI's taxonomy places the organism in Eukaryota, Metazoa, Nematoda, Chromadorea, Rhabditida, Rhabditidae.